AUUCCUCCUUUUUCAUGGUUGAUCAUUCUUCAAGUAGUAGUUUAUUGGGUGGAGAUUGGGAAAAUAUGUGUGUGUGUUGUGUACAUAUAUAUAUAUAUAUAUAUGCACAAUCUGACCUUAGAACAUAUUUAUCUGGAAUAGUAGGUGCUGUGUGGCUUAGAGCUCUGGGGUCGAGUUCCCGGUUUUAUCGAGUGAGGUAAGUAACUUAUGGUAAUGCCUUGGAUUUAAGGUAAAGCUUUUAAAAGCAAAUUUCUGAUGGUUUUGAAAUGGUGGCGGGACUAAACCCGUUUUACACGAGCAUGAUUGAUUUGAAGUGAAAUUUUUAUGCUUUUCAUUAAAUUGAGGAUGCUUACUUGGAAUUUAAUUGACUGUCUUGAUGAUUUGAAAGCGAUUGUGAAUUGUGAUUUUCUUGUUAACUUCUGUCUGUUUUGUCUUCGAUAUGGUCAUGUUAUUCGUGUGCUUGCUAGUGGGAGGUUUAUAACACUGGCUAUGACUUAUGGAGGAGACGUCUAUUUCGUUCCCGUACUAUAUCCAUUUUUCAUGAUUAUACUUGUUGGCAUAUUAUGAGUUUAAUUACGGGUUAUUCAUAUUUUACUUACUGAGUUAUCUCACCUCAUUUCCUCGUCCACUAUUUCAGGUAAUGUGACUUGAGACGCGGGAAAAAAGGGAAGUGACGAGUUAAAUGGCUAGCUAUUGUAUUUGGAUAUAGAUUUUGAGUUUAGAUUAUUUUUUGUAAGUUAGAUUCAUUAUUUUGAGUUUAAGUCGUGUUGGACAUGGAAUUAUUUUGAGAUAUUUGACAUAGAAUUAUUUUGAGAUAUUUGAUUUAAGUUAUAUCAAAUGUGAAUUGGAU
Rubroshorea leprosula is the source of this 850-nucleotide messenger RNA. Lineage: Eukaryota; Viridiplantae; Streptophyta; Magnoliopsida; Malvales; Dipterocarpaceae. The record is from the annotation of a GenBank genome assembly.